AUACGAAGUUAAGUAUACGUCGGUGUAUUAUAACUUAAUCAAUACAUUUCAACUAUAUUUAAAAUUGAAUGAAAAUGAUGACCUUCAAAUAUUUUCUGAUAAAAUGACGGUAUUAAACUGAUACAUAAAAAGAUCAUUUUUUUAAAUAUUAAUGCUAUAUCUCAGUUUUCUACAAAAUUAUUUAUUCAUUAUAUUUCAGAAUUUGAGCACUCCUCUUAAUAAGGAUUGGCACUUUUUUGUAUACUAAAAUAUAUUACGUAAUAUGAAGAUUAAACUCUAUUAGGUUACAUUAUUUAAAAACGAUAAAAGGUCAAAUUUGACAUCUACAUACAAAAAAAUGGAGAUAUAAAAAUGGCGCGGCAUAUUAUAUCGUUGUACAAUUUAGCUACUGCGUGUUCAGUUAGACCUACACUUUCAAACAUUGAAGCAUAUAAAUACAUUCCAAAACGUUACAUAGCCGGAAAAAUGGGAAAACCAUCAGUUUACGUGACAAGACAAGUCAACAAGGAAGCUUUGGAUUUAUUAAGAGAACACUGUGAAGUAACUUCUUGGAGAGGAGAAGGUCCAGUUCCCAGAGAAGAGUUACUCAAGAAUAUUGAAAAUAAAGAUGCGCUCUUCUGUAUGUUAACUGAUAAAAUCGAUGCCGCUGUUCUGGACAAAGCUGGUGAUAAUUUAAAAAUAGUUGCUACUAUGUCUGUGGGAUUUGACCACUUGGACACAGAAGAAAUUAAAAAAAGAAAUAUAAAAAUAGGUUAUACGCCUUCCACGCUAACAGAUGCUACAGCUGAACUUGCUGUCGCUCUCCUUUUAGCAACUAGUAGAAGACUUUUCGAAGCAAAUGAAGAGGCUAGAACAGGCGGAUGGCAAGCGUGGUCCCCAUUUUGGAUGUGUGGACCAGGCUUAAAAAACUCAACUGUGGGAAUUGUAGGAUUUGGAAGAAUAGGCCAACAAAUAGCGAAAAUUCUCAAAGCAUUUAAUCCCAAGAAAAUUAUUUAUUACAAUAGAUCUGAAAGAAAAGAAGCCCAAGAAAUAGGUGCUGAGAGAGUAAAGUUUGAUGAACUUCUGAGCCAAAGUGAUUUCAUCAGUGUAAGUGCUGCUCUAACACCAGAUACUAAGAAUAUGUUUGAUGACGAUGCUUUCAGAAAAAUGAAACCUACGGCGGUUUUUAUUAAUACAAGUAGAGGAGCUCUAGUCGAUCAAGAUGCUUUAGUCCGAGCUCUUCAAAAUAAAACUAUUUGGGGAGCUGGACUAGAUGUCAUGAUACCUGAACCUUUGCCUUUAGAUAAUCCAUUAUUUAAAAUGAAAAAUUGUGUUGUUUUACCACAUAUUGGAAGUGCUGCAAUACAAACUAGAAAUGAAAUGGGUGUAGUUACUGCUAAAAACAUUAUAGCUGCUCUUAAAGGAGAAAAAUUGCCGUUUGAACUGAUUGUUUAAAACCAAUAAAAAUUUCAUUAAAUUUUAAAUGAUACGGUUCUGUCUAAAAUGGUGUGUACAUGUGAAGCUUGAUAGUGAACAUUAAUUAGGUUAACUUACUUGCAUUCACAUAAUAAAUAGGAGUUGUGAAGAA
Messenger RNA from Diorhabda carinulata, 1567 nucleotides. RefSeq names its product glyoxylate reductase/hydroxypyruvate reductase. Bases 352 to 1434 code for a protein of 360 amino acids. Gene Ontology annotation, cellular component: cytosol. The record is from RefSeq and is a predicted model, not a curated record. Lineage: Eukaryota; Metazoa; Arthropoda; Insecta; Coleoptera; Chrysomelidae. The transcript has 2 exons. Gene Ontology annotation, molecular function: hydroxypyruvate reductase [NAD(P)H] activity; NAD binding; glyoxylate reductase (NADPH) activity.